Molecule: messenger RNA, 2963 nt
Organism: Orbicella faveolata
Lineage: Eukaryota; Metazoa; Cnidaria; Anthozoa; Scleractinia; Merulinidae
Source: RefSeq, a predicted model, not a curated record
AUGGAAGUGAACCAGUUGGAGAUCGAACGUACUUUAAAGGAGACAAUUCGUAUAAAAAGCAAGGCUUUAAAUCUGGAAGGGAAGAGAUUGCUAAGGAUUUCAGACGCUAUCACAGAACUGUUAACGGAGGUGGAAAUACUGAACCUUUCACACAAUGAGCUCGCAAAGUUACCACGUAGUACAAGAAACCUGUCAAACCUUACAAAGCUGAAUUUGAACCACAACAAGCUAACACAGUUCCCUGAAGAUGUUCUCACCCUGAUCAACCUGACGCACUUGUUUAUGAAUGACAAUCAACUCACAACAUUACCGGCAAAUAUGAAAAAUCUUGAAAAACUAGAAGAGCUGGAAUUGAGGAACAACAAAAUGCAAAAACUCUGUAAAUAUAUCGUGGACUUAAAUCAUCUUAAAAAGCUCUCCGUGACAGGUAACCCCUUGACGUUUGAAGAAAUCGGAAGUCUCGUGAUAUUAAUGGAUUUGAAACCACAAAGGAUGUCAAUAGACAUUGCAGUUCCUGUAGAAAUACAAGCGCAAGGAGGAGUUGCAAAGCUGCUCUAUGAAAAAGCGCUGAAGGAGGGAUCCGUGAAUGUUUACCGUGGUAGAGUGUUAUUGGUUGGUCAGGAUCGUGCUGGCAAAACAAGUUUGAAGAAGUCUCUCUUAGGCUUGCCAUUUAACCCUAAAGAACAGAGCACUGAGGGAAUUGAAGUUGAUCCUUCGGUCUUCGAGAUUGAAGUCGAUCAAGUAAAAAACUGGAAUUCCACAAGCGAGAGUAUGCUAAGUCUGGCGGCAUGUUCUAAAGACAUAUCAAGAAUGUUCGUUGAAAAACAACACCAUUGGAUAUUCAGUGAAAUAAAGGAAGAUACGGGAAUGGAAUCAAAGCUAGAACUGACAGGAGAAGAGUCAACCGUGGAGGUGGGCACAAACAGCUCCGACAUGAAUCAGGUUCCUGAAAAUGUUGGCAAGAACUCUCAACAACUCAAUCUCAAGAAUUCAACCACUUCCCCGCCAGAGAGUGAAAUGCGAGUGGAAGCUGUAACAAAGAAUACCGUUGAUGACCUGCCAGAUGACAGCAGUGUAAGUUCAAGUAAAAAUUCAACAUUAAUGAUGCAUGCAACCUCGCCUCCAGAUGACGUCACAAGACAUGCGUAUCUGCGGUUGAGGAACAUGCUUAAAGGCGUGCAUGGUGACGCUGAAAAUGCUGAUGACAAGAGAGAAACCAUAGUUACUGUAGAUUUGUGGGAUUUUGCCGGACAGCACCUGUACUACGCUUCUCACCCUGUGUUCUUGUCAUCACGUGGAGUGUAUGUCCUGGUGCACAACCUCAGCAAGGCACUAGACUCCCCAGCCCAGCCCUGUGUUCGACAAGGAACACGUGAUAAAUCUUUGGAAAACCCAAACAACGAAACAAAUCUGGAGAAUCUGCUGUCAUGGCUGGUAACAAUCCACAGUAUCAGACCAACAGGAGAGGAAAUGGUUGGCAACUCAGGCGGCAUGCUGCCAUAUCUCCGACCUCCAGUGUUUAUUGUUGGCACUCAUGCUGAUAAACCAGUUGAGGAUAUCGAGGCUGCGACAUCAAAAAUACAGCAGGGAAUGUCUGGUAAGGAAUACGAGAAGCAUGUUAUCCGGCCAUUCUUCAGCAUUGACAACACUCUGGGCAAGAAGUCAUUGCUACGCAAGAUCAAGAAAUGGUUUACAGGGCAGGGGAGUGACACUGAUGUUGCUAGUGAUGAUGGAAUUCAUGCUCUUCGAACCAAAAUCAUGGAUGUUUUGAGACAGGAGCCAUACAUGGGGGAGAAGAUACCAGUGAAGUAAAGUGAAAUGACAAGAGAAAGAGAUCUUCACACCUUUACAAUAACAGCAGUUGCACAAGAGGCCUGUAAAAAGGAUUUAAUUUCUAUGAUCUCCCAUUGAGACCUUUUUGGGUUUCUUUGCAACAUAAUUGCUUGUGAAUAUCUCUUUCUUUUUAUAUAUUUCAUUUAUGCCCUUUCGUGCACUUCGUAGUUCUACACGGGGGUAGUGUAGUAUAUUUAGGGUCUGUCUGUCUGUCUAUCUGCCAUCAUUUUUAUCACAUCAUCGCAACUAGUGUUUCCAUUUUCCCUCAAUCUUUUCAUUACUUUUUACUUACCGUAUUUUCUCGGUUAAACGCCGUGUGGCGUUCAUUUCAAACUUGGUCUUGUACGUAGACCCGACAUUUAGUUUUUCCUGCAUUUUUUAGCCUUGGAGUUUAUUAGCAAGGGCUUUUGUAUAUCAUUUCGGACAGAAAUAUAUUUAACCACGAGAGCUUAACCUAGUACUAUGCCUCCAAUAAAUGCUAGAAGGGCUUAUUUAUAACUCUAUCUUAGAGAACCGACAUUUAAUUUAGAAACUAUGGUACUAUCCUGGGAAAGAGGUUUUGGAACGUAUAUACUUUAUAGAUUCAUUGAAAUAUCGAGGAGAUUAUUAACUUAGGCUACAUAAGUGGAGAGAACCAAGGAAAUACCCUUCACUGAAUUUAUUAAAGACGAAAUGCGCGUUUUUAUCGAGAAACUAGGAUUUUUGACGAGCCAUGUCUUAUAUGUGAUUAAACUUAAAAUUUCCAUGAAGUAUUACAUGGGGAUUUUUCAUGGACUUUCUUUCGAAUUUUACAGGGAAAAUAUCCGUAGAAAUCUUUCGAUGGGAAUUUUCCAUUUAUAUGUCAUCUUGAUAACAGCAUUUCCCAAGAUUUUUUUCUGUGAAAUUUUCCUAAGGGAACUAUCAAUUAUCCCUUUCAUGUAAUCUUCGAAGCCCAUGUUUUGGAAUGUCAUCUUUUCUCUUCGGUUAGGAGAUUUCAAUACAGCAUACACUUUACUACCAAACUAUACAAACUCUUGGUUACAAAAAAAAGACGAUUGAAACAGAAAAUUAGUUAGAUUCACUCAGAAUAACUAAAAGCUAAUUGCGUUGAGUGAAAUGAAACAGUAUUAACUAUUUUAUAUGAAGAAGUU